Messenger RNA from Mus musculus (house mouse), 5994 nucleotides. RefSeq names its product fatty acid desaturase domain family, member 6 (gene Fads6). Bases 87 to 1115 code for a protein of 342 amino acids. Lineage: Eukaryota; Metazoa; Chordata; Mammalia; Rodentia; Muridae. Gene Ontology annotation, molecular function: oxidoreductase activity. Gene Ontology annotation, cellular component: membrane. The record is from RefSeq and is marked validated. The transcript is spliced from 6 exons. Gene Ontology annotation, biological process: fatty acid metabolic process; lipid metabolic process; lipid biosynthetic process.
GUGUUCUCUCCGGCGCAGCAACCGAGCUCACACCCGAAUCCCGGGUCCUCCUCGCUUGUCCCCAGCUCGGUGAGUCCAGGGAACCCAUGGAGACCGUUCGUAGUGCGCCUCCGGGGGACGGCGCUGCUGAGGCGCUGCUGAAAGAGCUGGAGCGUCAGGUGCAGGAUGUGGUGCGGGCGAGCUCGUGGUGGGAGCGCCACGGUGUGGACUGCGCCAUCCUCGCUCUCAGCCUGCUCGCCUUGCCGGCAGGGUUCCUGUGCCUACGCGCCCAUAAUAUCCUGGCCUUUGCCACGGGCAUCACAAUCUUGGGUGUGUGCCAUUAUACACUCACCGUCAAGGGCAGCCACCUGGCCACUCACAGUGCCCUCACAGAGUCCAAACGCUGGAGCAAGAUCUUGAUGAUUUUCUUUUUGGAGGUGUGCACAGCCUUUUCUGCAGAGUUCGCCAAAUUCAACCACGUGAAUCUGCACCACGUUUACACCAACGUGGUGGGUCUGGGCGAUUCAAGCACGUGGAAGGUGCCUCUCCUCAACCGCUACGUUUACAUGUUCCUUGGGCCGCUUUUGGUCCCCAUCAUAACGCCGCUGGUAGCUCUUGAGCAUUUGAGGAAGGAAGAGCCGAGGACUGCACUGCGGACUUUGGGCUUCAUCUGCCUGGGCCUUUACUCUCAGUACUGGCUGUUCAUGAAUGUGUCAGGCUUCAAGAACCCCAGUUCAGCACUGGCCUGCAUGCUGCUCACCAGAUCCCUGCUGGCCCACCCUUAUCUCCAUGUCAAUAUCUUCCAGCACAUCGGACUGCCUAUGUUCUCCCCGGACAAGAAGCCCAGGAGGAUCCACAUGAUGACCCUGGGGGUUCUGAACCUGCCACGGCAGCUGGUGUUGGACUGGGCAUUCGGCCACUCCCUCAUCAGCUGCCACGUGGAGCACCACCUCUUCCCUUGGCUCUCUGACCACAUGUGCUUGAAGGUGAAGCCCUUGGUGUCGAAGUUUCUCCACGAGAAGCAGCUGCCUUACAAUGAAGACUCAUACCUGGCUCGAUUCCAGCUGUUCCUCAGCCGCUAUGAGGAGUUCAUGGUGCAUGUCCCGCCCAUCACUGAGCUGGUGGGGGUGCAAUGAAGGCUGGACCCCCUCCCUCGCCCAGUCCUGGCCCUCCUGUACUGCUGGCCCUUGGGGAGGGGGUGCGGACUGGUGGACCUGGCACCGUCCUGGGAUUUGAGUUAAGGGAGACUGUUGGGAGAAGAAAUGGAAUCAGUUCAGAGGCUGUGCAUCCUGAUCCACCUAGGCCUCAGCUGACUCCAUCUCAGCAUCCCUCCUUCUGCUGCCUCUGAGCCAGGGGGGAGGGCUAAGGGGGCUGGUGACAGGUGAGGUGGCAUCCUAUGUCCAGAAGGAGGGGGCUCAGAGCCAGAGCCAGCCUCCUCCGCUCGGCUCUCCUCAGUGCCCAGGCUGCUGCUUCCUCCUGUACCAUCAGUGGUUCUAGUCCCCAGGGCCCUCUCCCUAGGGUAAACAGGGUGAACGGGGUGAGGUCAUUAUUAUUUUUUUUAGCAGACCCCCUCCCCUGUUCUUCACCUGAAGGAGCCUGUGCCACACUGGGCUCAGCUCUAGGACCCACAGAGUCAGUGAGAUGAAAGGGAGUGUAUUUCCAGAGAAGUGCUCCAGAAGGGAGCAUGCGCAGGCGUAAAACUGUAGAAGGCACUGCCAGCUUUGAGCAUGACCUUGGCUAGCUCUGUACAACUCUGCUUUGUUCCAUGUUCGGAAGGCUCCAACCUGGGGGGGGAGGGGGGGAGGGCAGAGUCACUGGGAGGUGGAUGAGGCUGGAGGAGGGCAGAGAGGAAUGGAGUGGGGGGGUGGGGUAAGGGGUGGGAGGGGGUAGGGGAAGGAGAUAGGAAAGCUGAAGAGAAGGGCUCGGUUUGGCUCUGGGAGGAAGGAUUGCAAGCUGGGUGGGAAUAUAAUGGAGCCACUGAUACCAACACUAGGAGGAAGCCAAGCUGGGGAACAACACUGAGAACCAGCCAAGCCAGCAACCGAGAGAGGCUGGGCAGUGCUUCAGCCAGAUGGCAGAGCAGAGAGGUUUAUGGAAGGGCCCAGUGGAGACUGAAGGAGGGACAGAUGAGGUUAGACCUGCAUGCAUCAGGACGCCAGGGCCGCUGUUAGGUCAUAACCUAGCUCCUCGCCUCCCCGCUGCUGACAUUUUCUUUGGCUGAUUUGUGGCAGGCUGUGCUGAGCGCUGGCUUCUACUGACUAGAUGUUGGGAGCCCAAAUCAUGACAGUCAAAAAUGACUCCCGGGAUAGCCAACUGUCUCCCAAGUGACGAAACUGUCCUUGAUUAAGAACACGAGGCUGUUCUUCUAGCUGACUCACUGGGUGGAAGGGUGUACUGCUCUGGUGAUGGGAGGGUACACGGGGAUGGGCCGACCAGCCUGCUAGAACCCAUCUCUGGGGGCUGAUGUGGCCUAGACAGAUGCAGCCGCCACUGGCCUGACAACCCUUCCUGUCUUCUCCCAGCACCCCUCCUUCUUCCGGGGCCCUUUCCUCCAGCUAUGGCUCUUGGGCAGCCUCUCCCCUGGGCUCCUUCUGGGCUGGGUAAAGGCUUCUAGCUGCUGCUGGCUUCUUAUCUCUGCUGAGGAAUCUCUACACUCCUCACUCAUCCCCGUUGACUGUGUGCCUCCUGUUCACUGCCAAGGGGCUCGCUCACAGCAGUUUCAGAUCCAAGCCCCCCACCACCACCCCACCCCCCUGCCGCCCUCCUGCUUAGCUGUAGGCUAUUGCUGCUCGUUUUGAAAUGCAUUAGCAGCUCAGAAGAGGCCUUAAGGUCUGAGGGCGGUUCAUCAAUUCUCCCUCUGAAAAAUCCAAUGACAGAAAAGGGUCCUGGCAGUGUAUUGUAAGCUAGUGAUCAAACCAUCCAAAUAUACAGCCAGUGACUCACUGCUAUUGAUCUGGGCCUGAGUGGGGUUCAUUCCGGGGCAGCCGCUGGAGGCCCUGGUAUCAGACCUGACUAGACAUGACUAUACAUAUGUAUGUAUGACUAGACAUACCAUGGCCAUGGGUGCACCAGGAACAAAUCACUUAGGUUCUCUGCAAUGUGCCCUGUCUGUCAGUCUAACCAUGUGAGCUAGGGAUACAGAAGUAAGGGAGCCAGCGGGGGUGCCUGAAGUACCACCAGGGCUCUGCAGUCCGUGGUCUAACAGACCAGCCAAGGGGACCGCACUGCCGGUGAGCAGUCACGGCUGUUUUCUUACCACAAACGCAGACUUGCUUGGCUCUGGUUGUGUUGUUUUCUGGAACUCAAUUGGUGGGUGGCUGGCCUCAAACUCGCAGAAAUCCACUUGCUUCCACCUCAGUGGAUCUCAGCCUUCCUAAUGGUUCAUGCCUGUACUUUGCUAUGCUUAUGAGUCCUAAUGUGAAUAUCUUCUACUCAGGACAUCUGAUAUGUGACCGACCCCUGGGAAAGGGUCGCUCGACCCCCAAAGGGUCACAACCCACGGGUUGGGAAUCUUUGCUCUUCCUCUCCCUCCAAAGUGCUGGGUUUAAAGGUUUCCCUCUGGGCCAGGCUAGACGUUUGUAUGCCAUCUAAUUUUAAUCCUUACAAGUUAGAUUCUUUCUACUCAUAUUAUAAAUGGGGGAAAAAGAAGCUGAGAUUAAACCUCUCAACAUCAUGACUGUGAAGUCCAGCAUAGGGAUUUGAACUCAGCAACUCCAGAACCCAGGUUGGUGACCCUCAGAGAUGCUGUUUCGGAAUGGGAAGCCCUGUAGACAUUUUGGGUGUUUGCGUCUGAUUUGCUAUCUCCUUCUUCUACAUGACAGGAUAUCUGGUGGUUUUAUUAUUAAGAUUUUUUUUCCCUGAGACAUGGUUUCUCUGUGUAGCCCUGGCUGUCCUGGAACUGCCUGUGUGGACCAGGCUGGUCUCAAACUUAGAGAUCCACCUGUUUCUAUCUCUGCCUCCUGAGUGUUGGGCUACAUGAGACCUUGUCUAAGAGAAGAAAAAAAAAAAAAAAAGGAAAAGGAAAAAGAAGUUCCUUAUGACCAGCCAUUGGAUGCUAGGUACUGUGUGAUGCUCUGGGGAUGAGUGAAUGAGAUGGCCUCUAUAUCCCACCACAUUCAUGAAGCCUGCUGCCCAGUGCAGGGUGUCAAAUUUUGUGAAAAGGGCCAGAUAAAUAUUUCAGGUGUUGUGAACAAUAUGAUGUCUGUCACAACUUCUCAACUGCCAUCAAAGUGUCACAGCCAGAUGAACAUGCCCCCAAGGCUCAGGGACCACUGUGGAAGAGGGAGCAGGAAGCCUGCCAGAGCCAGAGGCCAGGGUACAGCAAAGCAGAGCCCAGAUUUCUGGACAUGACAGGACUCCUGCACUAAUAAACUCACAGCAGCCAGUGGCUGCCCACACAAGAUCAAGCCAGUGAUGGUUACAGAAUAGAGGGGCGUCUCAGCUAGGGUUUCUAUUGCUGUGAAGAAACACUAUGGCCACUCUUACAAAGGAAAACAUUUAAUUGGGGCUGGCUUACAGUUCAGACAUUUAGUCCAUUACCAUCAGGGUGGGAAGCAUGGUGGUGUGCAGGCAGACAUGGUGCAGGAGAGGAGCUGAGAGUUCUACUGGAUCCUCAGAGAGUAGGAAGAGUGACACUAGGCCUGAAGUCCACCCCCAGUGACACACUUCCUCCAUCAAGGUCACACCUCCUAACAGUGCCACGCCCCAUAAGCCUAUGGGAACUAUUUUCAUUCAAACCACCACAAGGGGAAAAGAGUUUACAAGUCCCUGUGGCUAACUGAGGUUCUACUGACAACUGGUGUUUUCUGGGGAGGGUGACUCAGUUUUCUUUAAGGGUGUGGCCCCUGAUAAGUCCACCUUGCCAUGACUAUAUGUAAGUGGGUUAUUGAAAAAAAAAAAACAUUUAGUUGCAGAUGUGAGGUGGAUUUAGGAGGGAUUGGGGAAGAAAUAGGGAGUGAAUAGAAUCAAAAUACAUUAUAUAAAAUUUUCAAAAAUUAAUAAAAAUAUAUUUAAAAAUGAACAUGGUAUUGUCCCAAUAAAACUUGACUUACAAAGCAAGUAAUUUUCACGUCACAAAAUAUAAACUAUGUUACCAUUUAAGAUGGCUCCGUAGUUAAGAGCACUUGCAGGGGCUCAGAGUUCAAUCCCCAGCACCCAUGACAGAUGUUCACCGAAGCCCUCUGAUCUCCAAGGCAGCAGCACAGGGCAGAGAGACGGGUGUAUAUAAAAAUAGAGAGAGAAACUGGGCAAUGAUGGUUCACACUUUUAAUCCCAGAACUUGGGAGGCAGAGGCAGGAGAAUCUCUGGGAGUUCAAGACCAGCCUGGUCUACCGAGUGAGUUCCAGAACAGCCAGGGCUACACAGAGAAACUCUGUCUUGAAAAGCAAAACAAAACAGUACAUGUGUAAAUAAAUUAUUGUUGGAGAGAUGGCUCAGUGGUUAAGAGUAUGCAAAGGUCCUGAGUUCAAUUCCCAGCACACACACAGCAGCUCACAACCGUCUGACACCAAAUUCUAGUGUGCAGAUGUACAUGCAGACAAAAUAUUCACAUACAUAAGCUACAUACGUAAAUAAUUUAUGUAUAGGCUUGUGGGCAGCAUUUAUCUUACCUACUAGUCUUCUGGGGCAGGCGUAAAACACAAUGACAUGUUAGAGAAUCAUAUUUACCUCUCAAUAAGAAAGUGGUGGAGCCAAUCAAUGGUGGUGCACACCUUUGAUCCCAGCACUAGGGAGGCAGAGGCAGGCAGAUCUCUACCAGUUCAAGGCUGGCCUGGUCUAUAGAGUGAGUUCCAGGACUGCCAGGGUUACACAGAGAAACACUGUCUUGAAAAACAAAACAAACAAACAAAGUGGGGAGUGAUUAGUUGAGCAGAGGAUUCUGGGAUACUGAGUUUUGGUUCUCAGUCUGGUUGUAGGUCACAUUAUUACACCUACAGUCUCAUAACCCAUCAACUAUGGUGGGAAUGAAUGCACUUCUCUGUAUGUCAAACUUCAACUAAAAAUAACCUUCAUUUU